This is a messenger RNA of Echinostoma caproni, 1662 nucleotides long. NCBI's taxonomy places the organism in Eukaryota, Metazoa, Platyhelminthes, Trematoda, Plagiorchiida, Echinostomatidae. The record is from the annotation of a GenBank genome assembly.
AUGUUCAUGAAGACCAGUUUUUUCAAGCAUUUUAAAAAAGACACCGAUUGUAUGGAUCAAAAUGAAAUCCGAAGUGCAGAGAAUAUACGUCUACCUCCAGGGAGACCGUUACUUUGGGGUGGUCUGGAUGACUCCGAAAACAGCACUAGUUGUGACAUGGACGAAGACGACUACUUCGGGGAGGAAACCUUCGAUUUGGCACAAGCAAAAGAAAUUGAAACACUGAAAGAAGAAAUAACGAAAAUCAGUCAAUCAUUGAGAAACAUAAAAUGUGAAAAUCAAAAGCUAGAAACUGCAAAUAAAGAGCUAAAGGUAAGUACAAAUCUAAGUAGAAGCAUCAAAAAGAUUGAACAUGAAUUCAAAUUAUCCAAAUUGAAUAAACUGGAGAAUCAGUUGGCCACCGAAAAAAAUAAAUAUUUAGAAUAUGAGACUAGCAAUGAAGAUUUGAAGAAGGAACGAAAUGAGCUAUUGGAUCAGGUGGCAUCCUUGAAAAAAAGUGAAUCAAAAAUGAAGCAGGGUAUUGAUAACCUCAGGUUGGCUAAUGAAAAACUUUCAGGUGAAAGAGACCAGUUUGACAAGUAUUUAGAAAAGAGCAAAAGCGAUCUGCGUGAGACAGAGGGAAAACUGGCUGCACUAAAAUUGGAAUACGAGAAAUCACUACAAGAAAUUAGUCGACUGAAUUCGAAAGCAGAAAGCUGCGAUGCAGCAAUCGAAACUGGAUCACUAAAGAUAGCCCAGCUAAACCAGGUCGUCAGUGAUCUUACUAUGCAAUUGGAAUAUUCUCGACAAGAAUUGGCGGCGCACAAACAGAAGGAAAAGAGCCUACAAGAGCAAAUAAAGAAAAAAGAAUGCGAGAAAGUGGAAAUGACCAGAGAUUAUGAAUUACGACAAGAAAAAAUUGCCAAAAUGAAUGCCAAGAGUAUGGAGAACGCCAUCGGAGAGAAAGAGAAAGAAAUAAAAGCUCUCCGCAUGGAGCUGGACUCCAGGAGGGGAGAAAAUGUAAAUGAAAGAAAGAAAUUGGAAAAGAAGGCCAAUGAUGCUGCUUCCCAAUUGGAAAAGCUAAAAGAACAAAUCAGGGGACUGACAGCGGAAAAAAUCGAGGUGAGUGAACAACAAACAAAAGCAAGGGAUGCCUUGUUGCAACGGUUGGAAGAACUGGAGAAGGUAAUUAGCGAGCAGCAGAAAAAAAUGAAGAAUAAUGAAAUGGAACUGGAACAGCUACGGAAAACCGAGAAAGAGUUCAAAGAGUUACAGCAUCAAAUCUACACCAAUUCUCCGCCAGCUAGUUCCCAAUUGCCCGAGAGUAUUGGAAUUUCGGUAACUCAAACACCAAAAUCCCCGGCUUUGUCAGUUCGACUGCACUCAAUGGCAAUCAUGAAAACUCCACAAAAGACACCUCGAAGCAUACUGAGACAACCAGGGUCUGCUAGUAAGCGCCGGCGAGUUUUUUUCGCAACACAGUCUGAUGAAUCUAUGGUGGAGAGUAGCUUACUGUUGACACCAACGAAAUCGGAUGAAGAUAACGACACAUCAAAUAUAAGGAAAACGCCGUGUAAAAGCGGAUCAAAGGUUACGGAAAUAAAAAAGAAGAAGCAUACCGGAAAAGAUAGUGUCAACUGGUUCGAAUGUGACAAAUUCUUUGGUGUUGGUUUGGAAGAUUAG